AAACAUUCUAACUUAUUUCUUUCUACUACGUAAAUGUUGCUUUAUGAUUAUUUCAUAUAAAAACCUUGCAGUUAUUCUUAUUCUUUUUUUUAUUGCUUUAAUUGAUCUUUUUGUUUAACUCUGGGUUUCAGGCACUACAGAUUAACUCCACAUGGUGAUAAUUUAAGGCAAAAUAUGGUGCUGUUAUUAAAACAAACCUGCAAAGAAACCCCCCCUGAGAGUCGGGGGGACCAUCAAAAGCAGCAGUUUGGGGAAAGAGGAGAUUGGGAGGGAGAAGACAAUCAAAGGCUGCUAUUUUAAUCUGGCCUGCCUCGGAGAUUAGCCGACCACAUUGUUUUAAUUGUUUUAACUGGAGGGAAUGAAACGCUCGCUUAUUGGUGGUUCCUUGGGCAUAAAUCUCUCAAGUUCAAUAGUUUCAAAAACUUGAGCCUCCCUCUCUUCUCUCAGCCUACCUAAUCCCGGCUAAUACCUUUCUUUCUAUUGGCUAAUGGCGGAGGGGAGCAUGGGUAAAUGCUUCUUAAAUAGUCGAGGGGUGAGAAUGGGGUUUUCUGAGAAUUAGAUCCGUGCCAGGACAAAGAGCGCUGGUGGGAGUCAGAUCAGGCCUAAAGCGGAGUACUAAAAUAUUUUUGGACGACAGUUUGGCCAAGAAGCGAUCCUGGAUCUGACGUCUGCGCAGGAUUUCAGGCCCACGAUGAAUCCUUUGAAUUUCUGCGGGACGCCUGGUGCUGUCGCCACGCACCCCUACCAGGAUUUGAACCCCAUGUUGACGGACUUCCGCCGGCAGGUGGCAGAGCAGUACCGCGCACACUCCACGGCAGGCCCGUCUGCUCACACCUUCACCAUGGCGGAAAGGCUUGCAGAGCUUAUCCUGGAAGCUCGCUAUGGCAACCACCAACAGAAGCAGCGCCGCAGCCGGACCGCAUUCACAGUGUCACAGCUGCAGGCUCUGGAGAAGGCCUUCCAGCAGACACAAUACCCAGAUGUUAACAUCAGGGAAAGGCUGGCCAUGUGCAUCAACCUGCCUGAGGCUCGCAUUCAGGUUUGGUUCAAAAACAGGAGAGCAAAGUUUCGUAAAGGUCAGAGAUGUUCCACCACCGCCACAAGAGACCAAAAUCCAGAUGACGAUCAGCAUAACAGCAAGAUGGGUCAGAAGAAAGAGAGGACUGAGGAUGAGAAAGACACAGCCGUGUCACAGACUGGGAGUAACAACCCACCUCCAACUGGUUUGGAUGAAACCAAGGAUUUGGACUCUGAAACAUCUCAAUUUUCCCUGCAACUUCACUCUCCUCCAAUUGUCCCCUUUGUGUCAGGGGUGUAUUACAGCCAGCCGCCUCAUCAUCCUGCUUUAUCCCCUGAUGUUGUCUUUCCUCCAUUGUUUUGGCCAACCAUCCAACAGCACAGCUCUCUCUUGGCAGGAUCUACAUUCAGUUACAAGAAACUGUAAUCCCCACAGGAUUGACUUGUUAAAUGCUGGUUAUUGACGAUUAAGCACUAUGAAACAUGAAAUAAAAGUAUUUGCACCUUUUCUCAAUUUUCUUUAUUUGUAUUACUAUUUGGGGGGAUGCACAAUGAGCUUUUAUUAUGGCUCCAUUAAAGGAAAAAAAUUCCAACAGUAGAAAAACUACGAUACAUUCACAACAUGGUUUUUAGAUUUUUUUUUUAAACAUAUGGCAUUAAAUAAUUGUCACACCCAUAUUGCCUAUGGUUCUUUUGUGUAAAUUUUUAUUAAUAGUAAAAAAAUAAAAGUUUUACUGUGUAACUCUGUGUUUGUUGGUAAGCAUACUGAAGUCAACUUUUUAUUCUACAAAAAGAGAGAAUAAUAGUUAUCUCUGGCAGUAACCACAGAGAUCAAUUAAAUCCAUUAUUUAAAAAAAAAUAAAUAUUGAAAUUUAAGAUCAAAGUACUUAAAAUUAAUCUAUAAAGUGCAUCAAAAUUUGUCUGCCACACAACAUAUAAAGAUGAUUUAGAAAAAGUACUGAUAGUUAAUAAGGAUGUAAUAUUUUCUCACUGCCAAAAUUCAGAACAAAAAUGAAAGAAAGAUGUGUUUCAUUGCAAGGUGUCAAGACAUGGAAGAAUCUAAAACAAAUCUAUAACUUGUUAAAAAAAAUAAUUGCUCCUAAAAUACAACCCAUAAAUCUUAACCCCAGGUACAAUUUAGAAAUUCAGGAAAAAGACAAAAUUGCCAGUGUCAGGGUCAUUCAAACAAAUACUGUGAAGUACACACACACAAAAAAAAAAAACUACCCAAGGGGCAUAAGAACAAGUUUUCUUUAUUCUUGUCCCUUGUAAACAACGUGUACAAGAUAUUAUGUUUCUGUUGUUGUGGGAAUGAAAAAAAUGAAGACAUUUAAUUGGAAAAAAAAGUUAUCCAAAGAGUGACUAGAUCAGAAUAAAAUUUUCUGAAAAGAAAAAGUAAAAAUGUGUUAAAAUUAUAAAUAAUUAAACCGUAACGGGAAGCAAACAAAUAUUAUAAUUGGUGUUUAUUAAAAGCAUGUGUAACAAACAAAUUCGUUC
Oryzias melastigma (Indian medaka) is the source of this 2514-nucleotide messenger RNA. RefSeq lists its product as uncharacterized. NCBI's taxonomy places the organism in Eukaryota, Metazoa, Chordata, Actinopteri, Beloniformes, Adrianichthyidae. Gene Ontology annotation, molecular function: RNA polymerase II transcription regulatory region sequence-specific DNA binding; DNA-binding transcription factor activity, RNA polymerase II-specific. The transcript has 4 exons. The record is from RefSeq and is a predicted model, not a curated record. Bases 692 to 1444 code for a protein of 250 amino acids. Gene Ontology annotation, biological process: regulation of transcription by RNA polymerase II.